This is a messenger RNA of Linnemannia hyalina, 678 nucleotides long. NCBI's taxonomy places the organism in Eukaryota, Fungi, Mortierellomycota, Mortierellomycetes, Mortierellales, Mortierellaceae. The record is from the annotation of a GenBank genome assembly.
AUGAAGAGCGUGUCAUUCUCGUUCCUCUACUCGGACGUGGGGCCGACCUUCUACGGCCGUCUGGGUUGGACGCCCAAGCGCUCCGAGGAAAUAGUCAUCCCCACAGGACACAGCAUCCAGGGUUCAGGUUCGGCUGCGAUGACUGCGGAAAAGGUGACAGACUCUAAUUUGUCGGAGCUCAUUGCGGUGGAUGCCGAGCAGGUGCGCACUCAGCUGAAGGCGCAGAUCGAGACUGCUUCCCCUUCCAAGGUGUUUGUUGUCGUCACUCCAGAGCCGACCUGUGUCCUCUGGUUCCAUGCUCGCGCUCGAUUUGCAGCUCAACAUAUCCUCAAGCUGGAGCAGCACCAGAUCACGGAGUGGGGCGCCAAGCAUGGAAAGAGCUUUGUGCUUUGGUUCCACGACCUGUACAAGGGGCAGUUGUUCAUUAUCCGCUGGCACUUGGACCCUAGUGACGGGGAUGAGACCGCUCGUGCACUGAUCGAGUCUGCGCAAACGGAGGCUCGGAAGUGGAAUCUUUCGAAGGUUGUAAUCUGGAACCCUGAUCAGUCCCUGGCAGAUCUGUUGCGACUGGAGAUCAAGUAUCGAGAUAGUUCCAUCCCCAGUCUGGGGCUCGUCAACUCUACUGCUGAAACCGACAAUGUCGAGUGGGUCCACAACGAGAAAUAUUCCUGGUGCUGA